Molecule: messenger RNA, 2506 nt
Organism: Cynocephalus volans (Philippine flying lemur)
Lineage: Eukaryota; Metazoa; Chordata; Mammalia; Dermoptera; Cynocephalidae
Gene: ADPGK
Product: ADP dependent glucokinase
Exons: 7
Coding region: 40-1533 (497 amino acids)
Biological process (GO): glucose metabolic process
Cellular component (GO): endoplasmic reticulum
Molecular function (GO): ADP-specific glucokinase activity
Source: RefSeq, a predicted model, not a curated record
GGAGCAGUCGCAUCUUGCGGCUGCUGCGCCAAGUUCCCAAUGGCCCUGUGGCGUGGCUCUGCGUACGCGGGCUUCCUGGCGCUGGCCGUGGGCUGCGUCUUCCUGCUGGAGCCGGAGCUGCCGGGCUCGGCGCUGCGCUCUCUCUGGAGCUCGUUGUGGCUGGGGCCCGCGUCUGCGCCCCCGGGACCCAGCUCCCCCGAGGGUCGGUUGGCGGCCGCCUGGGACGUACUCAUCGUGCGGCCGGUCCGGCGCUGGCGCCGCGUGGCCGUGGGAGUCAAUGCAUGUGUCGAUGUGGUGCUCUCAGGGGUGCAGCUCUUGCAGGCACUUGGUCUGAGUCCUGGGAAUGGGAAAGACCACACCGUUCUGCAUUCAAGGAGUGAUCUGGAAGAAGCCUUCAUGCACUUCAUGGGGAAGGGAGCAGCUGCUGAGCGCUUCUUCAGUGAUAAGGACGCUUUUCAUGACAUUGCCCAGGUUGCAUCAGAGUUCCCGGGAGCCCAGCACUAUGUAGGAGGAAAUGCAGCUAUAAUUGGACAGAAACUUGCAGCCAACUCAGAUUUGCAGGUUCUUCUUUGCGGUCCAGUUGGUCCAAAGCUGCAUGAACUUCUUGAUGACAGUGUGUUUGUUCCACCAGAGUCAUUGCAGGAAGUGGAUGAGUUCCACCUCAUUUUAGAGUAUCAAGCAGGGGAGGAGUGGGGCCAGUUAAAAGCUCCCCAUGCCAACCGAUUCAUCUUCUCUCACGACCUCUCCAACGGGGCCAUGAAUAUGCUGGAGGUGUUUGUGUCUAGCCUGGAGGAGUUUCAGCCAGACCUGGUGGUCCUCUCUGGAUUGCACAUGAUGGAGGGACAAAGCAAGGAGCUCCAGAGGAAGAGACUCUUGGAGGUUGUAACCUCCAUUUCUAAUAUCCCUACUGGUGUUCCAGUUCACUUAGAGCUGGCCAGCAUGACCAAUAGGGAGCUCAUGAGCAGUAUUGUGCAUCAGCAGGUCUUGCCUGCAGUGACUUCCCUUGGGCUGAAUGAACAGGAACUGUUAUUUCUCAGCCAGUCAGCUUCUGGACCUCACUCUUCUCUCUCUUCCUGGAAUGGCGUUCCUGAUGUAGGCAUGGUCAGUGACAUCCUCUUUUGGAUCUUGAAAGAACAUGGGAGAAGUAAAAGCAGAGCCUCGGACCUCACCAGGAUCCAUUUCCAUACACUGGUCUACCACAUUCUGGCAACUGUGGAAGGACACUGGGCCAACCAGCUUGCAGCCGUGGCCGCAGGAGCUCGUGUGGCUGUGACACAGGCCUGCGCAACAGAAACCAUAGAUGCCAGCCGGGUGUCUCUAAGAGCACCCCAAGAGUUCAUAACUUCCCAUUCGGAGGCAGGCUCCAAGAUCAUAUUAGACCCAAACAAGCCAGUAGUAGAAUGGCACAGGGAGGGAAUAUACUUCCACUUCACACCAGUACUGGUAUGUAAAGACCCUAUUCGAACUGUGGGCCUUGGAGAUGCCAUUUCAGCUGAAGGACUCUUCUAUUCAGAAGUACACCCUCACUAUUAGGAAGGUUGUUGUGGGUAAUUCUUCUGAGGAAAGAAAAUUAGCCAAUUUAAGAAUUACAGGAAGAAAGUGGUUUGGAAAAUAGGAUUGGGGUGUCAGAACUGUUUCUAGAUCUAAUUGGAAGAUAGCCAAAGAAACAACAGAUAAAACUGUAUCAGAUACAUUCCAGCCUGUUUGUGAUUACAUAAAAACACUUCAGGUUUUAAUCAAAAUUAGCUAUCUGAAUUUAUGUUUUUUAUGUUGUGUGUUACAGGGGUAAAAACUCAACUUUCAAAUCCCCAAUUUGUGCGUCAUCAAGUAUUUUAAGCCAAACUCUUCACUCUCAAGAGCAUGUCAGCUGGAGAAAGCAGUUCCCUGUUUGCCCACUUCAGAAGUGCAUGCUCACUCACCCGCAGUCCUAGCCUCUAGUAGAGCCUGCUGCGAGGUUUUUGUCUCUCAGCUCACUGCUCAUGGGCAGAAUCAUGAUUUCCAUUCAGUGUUAUAACGAUAGUAUUUAAUAAGCAUACCUUCUCAGUUUUCUGCUCUCAAACUUGGGACAGAUUGUUUUGAUAAUGCACAGGAGGGAUUAUGCUUUAUGAUCACAGCAGAGGCUGGGGAACCUUGAGGAACCUUUGAGGGAGUCAUUCAUUCUGCAGUUGUUUGGAAGCUUGGGUGGCACUGUGAGCCGAAGGACUGUGCCUUCCUGCCCUGGCUCCUUAAAUUUUAGGCUGGCUGGUCAGAGGCUACUGUGUCUUGGGCUCAACCUCAUUGCCCAGCUCUGGAUGUGCUUUCUGCGAUAGAAGACUGAUUUUUGUUCAUUUCGAGCCUUUAAGGAAUUUGCUUUUACAACUGGAAUAUGCUUCUGUGUAUAUAAAAGAUCAUGUAUGUUUUAUAUUUUCAUUGACCCAUCCAUUAAAGAGUUUGACCUCAUAAGAGGCCCCAGGAUCAUGAAUAAAUUUGUCAUGCUAUAUAUUUAUUUUUAUAAAUCAAGACUUCU